Molecule: messenger RNA, 720 nt
Organism: Argiope bruennichi
Lineage: Eukaryota; Metazoa; Arthropoda; Arachnida; Araneae; Araneidae
Gene: Cisd2
Product: CDGSH iron-sulfur domain-containing protein 1-like
Exons: 3
Coding region: 153-452 (99 amino acids)
Biological process (GO): regulation of autophagy
Cellular component (GO): intracellular membrane-bounded organelle; mitochondrial outer membrane
Molecular function (GO): 2 iron, 2 sulfur cluster binding
Source: RefSeq, a predicted model, not a curated record
UUCAGAUACUUCCACUUUUUUCAACUUUCACCUGCACUUGAGUUCUCGGGUGUUUAAAUUUUUUCUUCAAUUUGUGUCCAAAGUACGUGAUUAGAAUUAACAAAGAUUUUUAUUUCGAAUAACUUUAUCUAGGUACAAGAAAUUACGUAAGAAUGAAGAUGAAUGAACAUGUUCAGCAAAUUUUACCUUGGACUAUUACUGCAGCUGCUAUUGGUUAUGCAUUGUAUGUAACAUUUGUAGUGGGUAAAAAGAAAAGAGUCAAUACCAAAAUUCAGUUAGAUUCAAAUAAAGUUGUUCAUUCUGUAGACAUUGAAGAUGUUGGGAAAAAGACUGUUUUUUGUCGAUGCUGGAAAUCGGACAAAUUUCCAUACUGCGAUGGAAGCCAUAAUAAUCACAAUACAUGUACUGGUGAUAAUGUUGGACCACUGAUAGUGAAGCAGAAAGAUGCAUAAAUUUGUAUGACAUGCUGAAUUUUGUGUUGCAUUGGAGUAAUAUAAUGAAAAGUUAUUUGUGCGUCCAAGUACUUCAUGUGUCAAAAGAUCUCUUUUGGCUGAAAACAAAACAGAUUUGAUAUACAAUUGUCCUUUAAUUUUGAAUUUAGCAAGUUUUAUUAUUCCUUUUAGCCUUCAAGUUCAUUUAUUUGUAUAUGGAAGCACCAAGACUUACGAUGCAGCUAUGUAAUAUAUAUAUAUAUAUGAAUUAAAUAUUGGUUGAAUUAUA